AUGGAGGGUGAGGGUGAGGAUGGGAAGGAAGGCUGGGUGCGGUAUUUGAAGAAAUAUGUCGAUGCGUGGCGGGAGGGCCUACAUGAUAUCAUCACACAACUCUCGACUAUAAUAUCUUCCUCACUCCUUCCCCUUCCACCUCCUUUCCGCCUUCCACCGCCUCGUCCUUACCUCCUCCCCACCCUCCAUCUCUCCCUCCCGCACAUCGCACACGAUGCUUCAGCACUCACGAGCAUGUUGGACCAGCUGACGUAUUGCGCAACGUCCUUCGCCCGCUUCGGGCUUGAUUUUCAGGGUGUGCUGGGCCUGAUAUUCGAGGAUUUUGUGGGGGGGAACGUCGAGUCUGCGCUGAAGAGCGCGACGGAUACGUUUGUGCGGGUCGUGGAGAGGGAGACUCGGCUGAGAAGGGGAGGAGGUUGCCGAGCGAAUGGUUAAUCUCAACAAGUCCCCUAGGGUUCGUACAACUCCCGCCUUCCGCCUCGCCCAACAUCCUAGAGGGAACACCGGCACACAUCCACCCGCGCUCACGGUCUUCGUGAACGCGAUGUUGACGACGUUUAAUUCGUUGCGAUUAUUGGCGCCGGUUGUGUUAGGGCCGGGAUGGAGGAUGAUGAAUUGGCGAGGAGUGGGUGGAGAUCCGAGUGAAGAAACGGAAGCAGAGACGGAGACGGAGAAGGAAAGGGAGGAAAACGACAGGGAGGGAUUGAUGCUUAGAAGGGUAGGCGAGGUUUCGGUACACGUCGUCGUUCCCUUUUUGAGGCGGAUUCCUUUGGCUUCCGUCUUACCUUCGGACGCAAUGGAUAAGGAGAGUGCGGACGGGGAUGGGCGUGGUACCCUUGGCUUGGAAUGAUUUCGCAGCUCUCUUAUGAGUGACUUUGUCCCCGACCGUGCUCUGGCAACAGAUUGACGAGUCUUGUCAGAAUGUCUCGUUGGACGCCUGCGCAGGCAACUUCAUCUUUGCCACAGGUUUCCAUUCUACGGGGUUCAAUUUUUAUAAUCUCCAGAAUGUUCCUUCAUGACGCCUUGCUCUCUUCGUUCCUCUUAUUAACUUGGAAAUAGUAUGUCUUCUGAGUGCAUUCGUCUCCGACCGAUUUCGCUGGAAACAAAGUGAUGUGUCGUGUCAGCGCCUGCGCAGACCGGCAAAUUUCCGUCAAAGGGUUUCCAUUCUACGGGGCUCAAUUUUUUUGAAUCUUCAUAAUUUCCUUUGUAGCCCCUGAGCGUGAACGGCACCGUAUGCUCCAGACUACGCCCGAGGGGCCUUCUGCGACUUGGC
Molecule: messenger RNA, 1273 nt
Organism: Stereum hirsutum FP-91666 SS1
Lineage: Eukaryota; Fungi; Basidiomycota; Agaricomycetes; Russulales; Stereaceae
Exons: 8
Coding region: 1-435 (144 amino acids)
Biological process (GO): intra-Golgi vesicle-mediated transport
Cellular component (GO): COG complex
Source: RefSeq, a predicted model, not a curated record